GCGGACCUAGGCGACCCGGCGCUGGCGUGUUUCCGGCUCCGGUGCGGAAGGCCGACGACUUGGAGCCGUUGGGCCCGACGCGUCCCGAAGGAGCAAGGAGGUCUUUAAACUCAAGUGCAGAGCUCGGAUCGUGGAUCGAGGCCGGCGCAAUGGGCGGGGAGCAGGAGGAGGAGCGGUUUGACGGCAUGUUGCUGGCCAUGGCGCAGCAGCACGAGGGCGGCGUGCAGGAGCUUGUGAAUACCUUCUUCAGCUUCCUUCGACGCAAAACAGACUUUUUCAUCGGAGGAGAAGAGGGGAUGGCAGAGAAGCUUAUCACACAGACCUUCAGUCACCAUAAUCAGCUGGCACAAAAGUCCCGGCGGGAGAAGAGAGCUCGGCAGGAGGCCGAGCGGCGGGAGAAGGCGGAGCGUGCAGCCAGGUUGGCCAAAGAAACCAAGUCAGAUAGCCCAGGGCCCCAGAUCAAGGAACUGACUGAUGAGGAGGCAGAGAGGCUGCAGUUGGAGAUUGACCAGAAAAAGGAUGCAGAGAAUCAUGAGGCCCAGCUCAAGAAUGGCAGCCUUGGCUCACCAGGGAAGCAGCAGGAGACUGAGGAAGAUGAGGAGGAGGAAGACGAGAAGGACAAAGGAAAACUGAAGCCCAACUUAGGCAACGGGGCAGACCUGCCCAAUUACCGCUGGACCCAAACCCUAUCGGAGCUGGAUCUGGCAGUGUCCUUCCGUGUGAACUUUCGGCUGAAGGGGAAGGACGUGGUUGUGGACAUCCAGCGGCGGCACCUCCGGGUGGGACUCAAGGGGCAACCGCCAAUCAUUGAUGGGGAGCUCUACAAUGAAGUGAAGGUGGAGGAGAGCUCGUGGCUCAUCGAGGACGGCAAGGUGGUGACUGUGCAUCUGGAGAAGAUCAAUAAGAUGGAGUGGUGGAGCCGCUUGGUGUCCAGUGACCCUGAGAUCAAUACCAAGAAGAUUAACCCUGAGAACUCCAAGCUGUCUGACCUGGACAGUGAGACCCGCAGCAUGGUGGAAAAGAUGAUGUAUGACCAGAGACAGAAGUCCAUGGGGCUGCCUACCUCGGAUGAACAGAAGAAACAGGAGAUUCUGAAGAAGUUCAUGGAUCAGCAUCCGGAGAUGGAUUUUUCCAAGGCCAAAUUCAACUAGCCCCUGUGUUUGCCUCCCUGAACUCUUGGGGCUGAACCCUCAGCCAUCUUUCUUUCUGUCCCUUCCCUGGGAUUUGGGAGUCUCAAGGCUGGGGCAAGCAUGGAACUGGCCCAGGCAUACAGGUCCCAGAACAUCAGGAGAAGGGCUGGGGCCUUGGGGUCCCAGCCAGCUUACUGUUACACAUUAAAGCUAUUUACCCAGCUCC
This is a messenger RNA of Carlito syrichta (Philippine tarsier), 1356 nucleotides long. It is a transcript of the gene NUDC, whose product is annotated as nuclear distribution C, dynein complex regulator. NCBI's taxonomy places the organism in Eukaryota, Metazoa, Chordata, Mammalia, Primates, Tarsiidae. Gene Ontology annotation, cellular component: cytoplasm. The transcript is spliced from 9 exons. The record is from RefSeq and is a predicted model, not a curated record. The coding region runs from base 150 to 1151 and encodes 333 amino acids. Gene Ontology annotation, biological process: protein folding.